Messenger RNA from Ectocarpus sp. CCAP 1310/34, 564 nucleotides. NCBI's taxonomy places the organism in Eukaryota, Phaeophyceae, Ectocarpales, Ectocarpaceae. The record is from the annotation of a GenBank genome assembly.
AUGGCAACAGAGGCCGACAUGGUGAUUCGACUGUCAGCCCUCAGCGCGCUCCGCAGCUUGCUUUCCCUGUGGGAUCUCGACCCCGAGCAGUGCCUAGCGCCGGCACUUGGGUGGCUGGUGCCUGCUUUGUACGCCAUGUUCAAAGAUGUCAGGGAAAUGGACAAUCGUCAGGAGGUUUUGACCGUAAUGUCGGAGAUGCUGGAGAGAUCGGGACGGCUGCUCGUGCCUCACUGCCAGGCUGCAGUGGCUGGGCUGCCCGAUGUGUGGAGUGCCACCUCGUCUCAGACACCGCUAAGAUGCUCCUGCCUUCAGGUGAUGACGCACGUGGUCGACGCGCUGGGAAGAGACAAGGGGCCAGACCUUGAUCGAAUAGCCCUGGCGAUGGUGGACGUUUCCACCAAGGUCGGCAGUGAUGAAGCGAUUUACCUCAUGGAGACGGGUCUGGGGCUUUGGCUGGCGCUGUUGAGACACGCCACGGACUACAGCGAAGGUUUACACAACCUCUUCCCGCGAAUCCCCGAGAUGCUCGACACAGACCUCGACAACCUCAAGCAGGUGCAAUGA